UUAAUAAUAAACCCGUCUCAUGAAUAUUAAGCAGAAUAUUGAGAACGUUCGAACGAGAGACCUAAGAAUUUCUUUUGUGUUUUCACUUUGACUUUGAAGUUGGAUAUUAUACAACUGGCUUAGUAAAAAAUGUCCCGAUCAGUGAGUUUCGCGUUGCUGGUCCUAGCCGGCAUUAUACCUUCCAUCUCUGCAUGCACGUGCUUAUUCCACAAUCCUCAGCAAAUAUUCUGCAAGGACGAUUUUGCUGGUGCGUUUAGGAUUGAGGACAACGGAACAGUUAUAGACGGUAUCAGAGUGUAUGAAGUGGACAUGCUAGCUAUGUAUAGAACUGUUCCAAUUAAAAAUCUGGAUACAGAGAAGUUAUAUGCCCCCACUGAAAUUGGGGCUGGGUGUGGAGUUAUUUUGAACCCAGAUGCAUACUAUGUUGUCUCAGGAUAUUACUAUCAAAAACCUGGUCAGCUCACCCAAAUGGGAACCAGCACAUGUUCGCUUACGACGUAUUUUCCUAAUAAUCCAGUGCCUACUUAUCUCCCUCCUGAUUGUGACACAACAGAGGUAGAGAUCAAGUCGGAUAGGCUAGUUAUAUCCUAAGUAAAAUGAUUUUUCCAGAGAUGUGUAAUGCGGAAAAGACCGACUACAACUUGCAUUUAAUUAUAAUGCUUUGUGGGAAAUAUUAAAGUAAAAUAUGUUCGAA
Molecule: messenger RNA, 694 nt
Organism: Mercenaria mercenaria
Lineage: Eukaryota; Metazoa; Mollusca; Bivalvia; Venerida; Veneridae
Exons: 6
Coding region: 130-591 (153 amino acids)
Molecular function (GO): metalloendopeptidase inhibitor activity
Source: RefSeq, a predicted model, not a curated record